GAAUAUUCUUCUCAUCCCUCUAGCAACCACCGGCCGUCGCCGUUCAUGCAACCUAGUUGUUGAUCACCGUGGUAUAGCACAAAGGAAAUCAAAACCGCCAUAGCUGGAAAUGUGGGUUGUUCUUGAAAGGCUGGCAAAUGUGUUGGUGAUAUGAUAGAAGACAUCAAUGUGGUUAAAUUUGAAUAGAGUGGAUGGAUGUAUGUGAAUCAAAUCAAGCAUUAGAGACCAGAAGACCACCAUCAUUUCCAGAAAAGAACAAUGGAAGGAUUCAUCAGCCUCUUACUAGGGAAGUCAGUUCUAGGUACAAAUCCCCUACACCAAGGCGUUUUCCAUCCCCAAACACAACAAGAACAGCUACAACAUCAGCACCGGCUCCAAAGAGAGCUGUAUCUGCAGGAAGGAGGCCGCCAGCAACACCACCAUCGCCUCCAAGCCCCUCCACCCCAAUCCAUGAUACAUCUGUGUAUACAGAACUGGCCGCCAGAAAGACGAAUGGUAGUAAAUUGCCAGAGUCCUUGUGGCCUUCAAGAAUGCGUAGUCUGAGUGUUGCUUUCCAGUCUAAUACAUUCUCGAUGCCAAUUAGUAAGAAAGAGAAACCUCCUCCUCAGGCCCUUUAUGAUCGCACUUUGAAACCAUCCUCAAAUGUAGCCCAUAAAUUGCCUGUAGCAUCACCUACCUAUAGGAAGGCUACACCAGAGAGAAAGAGGAGUCCUCUUAAAGGAAAAAAUGCCGCAGACCAGUCAGAGAAUUCUAAACCUUUGGAUGGUUUACAUGCUAGACUAGUUGAUCAGCAUCGGUGGCCUAGCAGAAUAGGUUCUAAUGUUUUAAGUAAAAGCAUUGAUCUUUCUGAUACAUCUAUCAAAAAAUUUAUCACUCCAAAUCCAGGUUCCCUCAGGAGAAUGUCCUUGCCCAAUGAUACAAAUAACCCUUCACAAAAAUUAAAAGGUGAUGCUGCAAGGCUACUAUCACCACUUCCCCAUAAUCCUCAGAGAAUAUCCAAGCUUAGUUCAUCAGAGAAAAAUGGUUUAGUUACUGCUGCACCAAAUAAUUCAUCUGGUUUAGUUUCACGAGGUGUCAGCCCAUCUAGAACAAGAGCUUUGAUUUCUGCGCCCUCUAGAGGGGUCAGUCCUAAUCACAUGAGAUCAUCUAGUCCUUCGAGGCAAUUAUCCAAUUCCAGUACAGUUUCUGUUCUCACAUUUAUUGCUGACAUCAAAAAGGGGAAGAAGGUUGCAAACCGCAUAGAAGAUGCUCACCAUCUACGGCUACUUUAUAACAGGCAAGUGCAGUGGCGGUUUGUUAAUGCCAGUGCAGAAGCUGCAUUGAGUUAUCAGCAAGUAACCGCUGAGAAAUCUUUAGUUAAUGCCCAGAGAACUAUAUCAAAACUCCACGAUUCAGUAACUGCAAAGAGGAUUCACAUCUAUCAGUUGAAACUGCAACUAAAGCUGUACUUGGCUUUAAACCAACAAAUCACUUAUCUCAAUCAAUGGUCUUCGAUGGAAAGGGAGCACAAUUUUGCUUUACAUGGUGCUACUGAAGAUCUACAAGCAAGCACUCUACGUCUUCCUGUCACUGGAUGUGCAACGGCAAAUAUUCAAACUGUGAAGUCGGCUGUUUACUCGGCCAUCCAAGUAAUGCAGACAAUGGGAUCCUCCAUACAAUCAACACUAUCAAGAUUGGAGGGAACAAAUUGGCUGGUCUCUGAACUUGCUACCGUAGCAGCACAAGAAAGAGCUCUUUUUGAUGAAUUUGAAGCUUUAAUGGCUUCUGCGUCUUCUCUACAGGAAGAGGAAUACAGCCUUAGGACACAUCUCGUACAGUUGAAACAAGCUUCGCAGAGUGUAUGAACGUAUCAUGAUCACAUCCGACACUAACUUCACUUCAUUUUGUCUCUUAAUUAAGCAAAGAAAAAUACAUCCACGGUGUGUCGAUAGUAUAGUGUGUGUAUAGUUUUCUUUUUCUCUUGUGUGGUUCUUUUCUCCCCUCGCUUUAGGAGGGUCGGGCGUUGAGGUGAUAGCGAAAAAAUGUAACUAGUUAACGUAUACAUGGCAAUGGCAAUGGCAAUGGCAAUGGCAAUGCAGUGGUCUAGCUUUGUU
This is a messenger RNA of Cynara cardunculus var. scolymus (artichoke), 2093 nucleotides long. Its product is annotated as AUGMIN subunit 8-like. Gene Ontology annotation, molecular function: microtubule binding. Gene Ontology annotation, cellular component: nuclear microtubule; centrosome; cytoplasm. NCBI's taxonomy places the organism in Eukaryota, Viridiplantae, Streptophyta, Magnoliopsida, Asterales, Asteraceae. The transcript has 7 exons. Bases 192 to 1844 code for a protein of 550 amino acids. The record is from RefSeq and is a predicted model, not a curated record. Gene Ontology annotation, biological process: spindle assembly; centrosome cycle.